Racocetra fulgida is the source of this 123-nucleotide messenger RNA. NCBI's taxonomy places the organism in Eukaryota, Fungi, Glomeromycota, Glomeromycetes, Diversisporales, Gigasporaceae. The record is from the annotation of a GenBank genome assembly.
AUGCCAGUUUUAGAAGAAAGUCAUAAUGAACUAUCUUUACCUGUUUGUUAUCAGCUUUCGUCCUUUUCAUUACCUGAUUUUAAAGAUGUUAUUGAAGUGGAAAAUCAGGCAAAAAUUUACUGA